GCGGGUGUGCUGGCUGUGGGUGCCCCCGCUCCCGUUCGCUCGCCUCCUUUCUUGCCCUGGCUCUCUCGCCUCCCCCUGCCUGGUGCUCCUGUCGGCUCACGCCCCCCUCCUCUCUCUCCAGCUGGCAGCGGUGGGGGCUGCGCUGCCUCCCGGACCUCGGGACCUGCUCCGUCAGCUGGGGCCCCCUGCGGACGGCUGCCUCCCUCGCCUCUAGGACCUGCCACUCUGCGCGGAAUGGCAGCGGCAGCAGCAUCCCCGCCAGCGGCGGUGGCGGCGGCAGCCACGGCCGCCGCAGAAGCUAUUGUUCCCUGGUGUUAAACGCGCUUUCCCUCCUUUUCAUCUGACAAGAACAAUAGCGGGGAGAGCUUUGCGUUCUGUACUUGGGAAGACAGUCCGAGGGCGAAGGAACAUUCCCUGCCAACCGCGUCCCGGACCUGGACCCUGGAGCGGCUGCGGGCGGCAUGGGGCUGCAAGAGAGGCGCACGGCGUCCCGGAGCCCCGACGCUGCGGGCCGGCGCCCGGCCGUCCUGCCGCUGCUGCUGCCGCUGCUGCUGUGCCCGGGCGCCUGCGGGGCUGCGGCGCCGGGCGCGGCGGAGGCACCCACCCUCUAUCUGUGGAAGACCGGUCCAUGGGGCCGAUGCAUGGGAGACGAAUGUGGUCCAGGAGGCAUUCAGACCCGGGCUGUGUGGUGUGCUCAUGUGGAAGGAUGGACAACGUUGCAUACAAACUGCAAGCAGGCCGAGAGACCCAGUAACCAGCAAAAUUGUUUCAAAGUUUGUGACUGGCACAAAGAGUUAUACGACUGGAGGCUGGGACCCUGGAAUCACUGUCAGCCUGUGAUUUCAAAAAGCCUGGAGAAACCCCUUGAGUGCGUUAAAGGGGAAGAAGGCAUUCAGGUGCGAGAGAUAAUGUGCAUCCAGAAAGAGAAAGACAUCCCUGCGGAGGAUAUCAUUUGUGAGUACUUUGAGCCCAAGCCUCUUCUGGAACAGGCCUGCCUCAUUCCCUGCCAGCAAGAUUGCAUUGUGUCUGAGUUUUCUGCCUGGUCGGAAUGCUCCAAGACUUGUGGCAGUGGGCUCCAGCACCGGACGCGUCACGUGGUGGCGCCCCCCCAGUUUGGAGGCUCAGGCUGUCCAAAUCUGACUGAGUUUCAGGUGUGCCAGUCCGGUGCCUGUGAAGCUGAAGAGAGCAUGUACAGCUUGCAGGUGGGGCCCUGGAGCACGUGCUCGAUACCCCACUCGAGGCAAGUAAGACAAACAAGGAGACGUGGGAAGAAUAAAGAACGGGGCAAGGACCGAGGGAAAGGAGUGAAGGAUCCGGAGGCCCGUGAACUGAUCAAGAAAAAGAGAAAUAGAAACAGACAGAACCGACAAGAGAACAAAUAUUGGGACAUCCAGAUUGGAUACCAGACCAGAGAAGUUAUGUGUACUAACAAGACGGGGAAAGCUGCUGAUUUGAGCUUUUGCCAACAAGAGAAGCUGCCGCUGACCUUCCAGGCCUGUGUGAUCACCAAAGAGUGCCAGGUGUCAGAGUGGUCUGAGUGGAGCCCCUGCUCAAAAACGUGCCAUGAUAUGGCAUCCCCUAAAGGCACCCGUGUGAGGACGCGGCUCAUCAGGCAGUUUCCUAUUGGCAGUGAGAAGGAGUGUCCAGAACUUGAGGAAAAAGAACCCUGUGUGUCUCAAGGAGAUGGAGUUGCCCCCUGUGCCAUGUAUGGCUGGAGGACUACAGAGUGGACCGAGUGCCGUGUGGACCCUCUGCUCAGUCAGCAGGACAAGAGGCGGGGCAACCAGACGGCCCUCUGCGGAGGAGGGGUCCAGACCCGAGAGGUGUACUGCGUGCAGGCCAACGAGGACCUCCUCUCACACUUAAACACCCACAAGGACAAAGAAGCCUCAAAACCAGUGGACUUGAAAUCAUGCGCUGGCCCUACCCCUAAUACGACACAGCUGUGCCACGUUCCCUGUCCUGUUGAAUGUGAGGUUUCACCUUGGACAGCUUGGGGACCUUGUACUUACGAAAAUUGUAAUGACCAGCAAGGCAAAAAAGGUUUUAAACUGAGGAAACGGCGCAUUACCAAUGAGCCCACUGGAGGCUCUGGGGGUGCUGGGAACUGCCCUCACUUACUGGAAGCCAUUCCCUGUGAAGAGCCGUCCUGCUAUGACUGGAAAGCAGUGAGGCUAGGAGACUGUGAACCAGAUAAUGGAAGGGAGUGUGGUCCAGGCACUCAAAUUCAAGAGGUUGUGUGCAUCAACAGUGAUGGAGAAGAAGUUGACAGACAGCUGUGCAGAGACGCCAUCUUCCCCAUCCCUGUUGCCUGCGAUGCCCCGUGCCCCAAGGACUGUGUGCUCAGCAUGUGGUCUGCGUGGUCCUCCUGCUCCCACACCUGCUCAGGGAAAACCACAGAAGGGAAACAGAUACGAGCGCGGUCCAUCCUGGCCUAUGCAGGAGAGGAAGGUGGAGCUCAGUGUCCAAAUAGCAGUGCUUUGCAAGAGGUGCGCAGCUGUAACGAGCAUCCCUGUACUGUGUACCACUGGCAAACUGGUCCCUGGGGCCAGUGCAUCGAGGACACCUCAGUUUCAUCCUUCAACACAACUACAACUUGGAACGGGGAGACCUCUUGCUCUGUUGGCAUGCAGACAAGAAAAGUCAUCUGUGUGCGGGUCAAUGUUGGCCAAGUGGGACCCAAAAAGUGUCCUGAAAACCUUCGACCUGAAACAGUGAAGCCCUGUCUGCUUCCUUGUAGGAAGGACUGUAUCGUGACGCCACACAGUGACUGGACAUCAUGCCCUUCCUCGUGUAAAGAAGGGGACUCCGGAAUCAGGAAGCAGACUCGGCACCGGGUCAUCAUUCAGCUGCCGGCCAACGGAGGCAAGGACUGCACGGAUCCUCUCUAUGAAGAGAAGGCCUGCGAGGCCCCUCAAGUGUGCCAAAGCUACAGGUGGAAGACUCACAAAUGGCGCAGGUGCCAGUUAGUCCCUUGGAGCGUGCAACAGGACAGCCCUGGAGCGCAGGAGGGCUGUGGGCCCGGACGGCAGGCAAGAGCCAUUACUUGUCGAAAGCAAGAUGGUGGACAGACUGGUAUCCAUGAAUGUCUCCGGUAUGCAGGCCCCGUGCCAGCCCUCACCCAAGCCUGCCAGAUCCCCUGCCAAGAUGACUGUCAGUUUACCAGCUGGUCCAAGUUUUCUUCAUGCAAUGGAGACUGUGGUGCAGUUAGGACCAGAAAGCGCACCAUUGUUGGAAAAAGUAAAAAGAAGGAAAAAUGUAAAAAUUCUCAUUUGUACCCCCUGAUUGAGACGCAGUAUUGUCCCUGUGACAAGUAUAAUGCACAGCCUGUGGGGAACUGGUCAGACUGCAUUUUGCCAGAGGGGAAAGUGGAAGUGUUGCUGGGAAUGAAGGUACAAGGAGACAUCAAGGAAUGUGGUCAAGGAUAUCGUUACCAAGCAAUGGCGUGCUACGAUCAAAACGGCAGGCUCGUGGAGACAUCCAGAUGUAACAGCCAUGGUUACAUUGAAGAGGCCUGCAUCAUCCCCUGCCCCUCAGACUGCAAGCUCAGUGAGUGGUCCAACUGGUCACGCUGCAGCAAGUCCUGUGGGAGUGGCGUGAAGGUUCGGUCUAAAUGGCUGCGUGAAAAACCCUAUAAUGGAGGAAGACCAUGCCCGAAACUGGACCAUGUCAACCAGGCCCAGGUGUAUGAGGUCGUCCCUUGCCACAGUGACUGCAGCCAGUACAUAUGGGUUACAGAGCCAUGGAGCAUCUGCAAGGUGACCUUUGUGAACAUGCGGGACAACUGUGGAGAGGGCGUGCAAACCCGAAAAGUGAGAUGCAUGCAGAACACGGCGGAUGGCCCUUCUGACCAUGUAGAGGAUUACCUCUGUGACCCAGAAGAGAUGCCUCUGGGCUCUAGAGAGUGCAAAUUACCAUGUCCCGAGGAUUGUGUGAUAACUGAAUGGGGUCCGUGGACCCGAUGCACUUUGCCUUGCAAUCAAAGCAGUUUCCGGCAAAGGUCAGCGGAUCCCAUCAGACAACCUGCUGAUGAAGGAAGAGCCUGCCCUGAUGCUGUUGAGAAGGAACCCUGUAACCUGAACAAAAACUGCUUCCACUAUGAUUAUAAUGUAACAGACUGGAGUACAUGCCAGCUGAGUGAGAAGGCAGUUUGUGGAAAUGGCAUGAAAACAAGGAUGUUGGAUUGUGUUCGAAGUGAUGGCAAGUCGGUUAACCUGAAAUACUGUGAAGAGCUUGGCCUGGAGAAGAAAUGGCAGAUGAACACGUCCUGCGUGGUGGAAUGUCCUGUGAACUGUCAGCUUUCUGACUGGUCUCCUUGGUCAGAGUGUUCUCAAACAUGUGGCCUCACAGGAAAAAUGAUCCGAAGACGAACAGUAACCCAGCCCUUUCAGGGUGAUGGAAGACCGUGCCCUGCCCUGAUGGAACAGUCUAAGCCUUGCCCAGUGAAGCCCUGUUAUCGGUGGCAAUACAGCCAGUGGUCUGCAUGCCAAGUGCAGGAUGCCCAGUGUGGCGAAGGGGCCAGAACAAGGAAUAUUUCUUGUGUAGUGAGUGAUGGGUCAGCUGAUGAUUUCAGCAAGGUGGUGGAUGAAGAAUUCUGUACUGAUAUUGAACCCAUUAUAGAUGGUAAUAAAAAAGUGGUUCUUGAGGAAACCUGCACCCAGCCUUGCCCAGGUGACUGUUAUUUGAAGGAGUGGUCUUCCUGGAGCCUGUGUCAGCUGACCUGUGUGAAUGGUGAGGACCUCGGUUUUGGUGGAAUACAGGUCCGUUCCAGAGCGGUGAUUAUACAAGAGCUAGAGAAUCAACAUCUGUGCCCAGAGCAGAUGUUAGAAACAAAAUCAUGUGAUGAUGGACAGUGUUACGAGUAUAAAUGGAUGGCUAGUGCUUGGAAGGGCUCUUCCCGAACAGUCUGGUGUCAAAGAUCAGAUGGUAUAAAUGUAACAGGGGGCUGCUUGGUGGUGCGCCAGCCUGAUGCUGACAGGUCUUGUAAUCCACCGUGUAGUCAACCCCACUCGUACUGUAGCGAGACAAGGAUAUGCAGUUGUGAAGAAGGGUACACUGAAGUCAUGUCUUCCAAUGGUACACUUGAGCAAUGCACACUUAUCCCCGUGGUGGUGAUACCCACUGUGGAGGACAAAAGAGGAGAUGUGAAAACCAGUCGGGCAGUACAUCCAACCCAACCCUCCAGUAACCCAGCAGGACGGGGAAGGACCUGGUUUCUACAGCCAUUUGGGCCAGAUGGGAGACUAAAGACCUGGGUUUACGGUGUAGCAGCUGGGGCAUUUGUGUUACUCGUCUUCAUUGUCUCCAUGAUCUAUCUAGCUUGCAAAAAGCCAAAGAAACCCCAAAGAAGGCAAAACAACCGACUGAAACCUUUAACCUUAGCCUAUGAUGGAGAUGCAGACAUGUAAACCAUAACUUAUCCUGCAACAACCAGUCUCAGCUUUCUACCUUUGCUGUAGAUAUCCAGAGGCCACAAAGCUAUUCAAACUGUAUGGAUUAAAAUACAUUGUAACUUCUUAAAAGAUCAUCAUUAAGAGUGAAAAUCACAGUGCCACUGGAGAUAUCAAGACAGUACCACUUACAUAGAAACCAUCAGCCUUGAGAAUUCUAGGAGAUUUAGUUGAAUACAUGCUGCAUUCUGAGAGUUUUAUGUGAUCUUUCUGAAAUCUACCAACUGAUAAUUCACUUUCAUCUCUAAAAUAACGGCGGUGGGAUUGGCCAGUUAGGAUGCCUGAUGCAAGCCUCUGUCUGCAGUUAACCAUAGUAACAUUUUCGCAUGAAGAGUUUAUACCAAGAUCUCUACGCUACUAUAGUCAAACAUAACAACAUAUAUACUCAAUUGAUGAUACACAUUAUGUCAGAUUAUGUACUUGUUAAUAAGCAAUUUUAAUGGUGAAUAAAGAUAAACUCUAAACUGAGCAGAAAACCCACUGAAUAAAUUCAGCAUCCUGGUGAUUGAUGAUAGUUUCAUUGACCUGCAUUUCAGAGGCAAAGACCCUUUUAUAAGACUUAAUUCUUGUCUCUCUCCAAACUACAAAUGCUGGACAGGUACUAGUACCUUAGAAGAGUCCUCAAGUUCAGUAUUUUAUUAGCGGUUAUUGUCUGGAAAACUAAUUUGCUUGUGUUAAUACAGUAUGUUUCUACUUUCUCUAAUUUUCAAACUGGUUGCCUGCAUCUUUUUUGCUAUAUGGAAGGCACAUUUUUGCACUAUAUUAGUGCAGCAUGAUAGGCACUUAACCAGUAUUGCCAUAGAAACUGCCUCUUUUCAUAUGGGAUGAAGACACGUGUGCUCAGAGUGUCAUGGAGACAUUUACAAGUUCUUGUGUCCUAAAGAGAGUAAAGUUCUGUUGGGAUGGCGACAGGAUGGAAUUAGCUAUUACAUCUGCUGCUCACACUCUUCCUCAUCACUGCAGCCAUUGUGAAAUCAACAACAUGGCGGUAAUUUAAGUGUUUAAGUCCCGAACUCACUAACCCUCCAAAAGGUGGAUCCCUCUAGUUGGCUUUUAACUGUACUUUGAAGGCUGUUUAUGACUAGAUUUUUAUACUUGUUAUCUUUGUUAAAAAAAGAAAAGAAAAGAAAAAAAGGAGCUGGUUGUCUUUUCAAUUUUGAGCAGACGGAAAAAAUAGUGUGUUCGUGAUUUUUGUAACUAAAAGAAAUCAAAAUUGUGUGUUGAUUUUUUUCUUUCUUCCUGAUUUGUUUUCCUAGUUUCAGAUGGAAUGUAUUUCAAAAUCCAUGGUUUUGUCUUUCUCACCGGUAAAAUUUGAAGCGAGUCUUUUUAAUGUAUGAUAUCAAAAACUAGAAUUUUUAAAAGAGAAGAAUAAAUAUUUUGUCCAGGGCUUCAUUAAAUAUCUAGACCAAGGGUGGCACACUUUUUUCUGUAAAAGGUGAGAUGGUAAAGAUUUUCAGCCAGGUCUAUGUUGCAACUUCUCCAUUCUGCUGUUGUGAGAACGCAGCCAUAGACAAUACACAGUACAGUACAUAAAAGAAUGAGUAUGGAUGUUUUCCAAUAAAACUUCCUUUAAAAGAAGUCAGCAGGCCACAUUUGUUGUGGUUUGCUGGUCCCUGGUCUAGAAGCUUUUUCAGUGCUAACUCACUCUCCAUUGUGUCAUCUUGAGCUUUCAUUCAUUUACCCUCAGACUGCGAUCAGUGUUUUAUUUCAAAAAUGAAAAACAGUCAUUCAACUUAUCACUGUAUUGGAAGUAGCUAUAUUUUUCACAGAUGUAGCCCUGGGAAUGGCACAGUAAAAUGAUAUCUAACUUGGCUGGUUUCUUUCGUAUGAAAGGAAAAUUCAAAAGGUGCCAUUAAAAAGCGAUACCAUUUUUCAGGCAACAUUUAUUGUGACAACCUUUGGGAGACGGAAGGACGUUACGUUUUCAGGUCUUUAAAAAAUAGCAUCACAAGCUAUUCUAUCUUAAACGUAGCUGUGUAGCUAUACAAGUGGUUUGGACUAGAAGGUAUCUUACCUUCAUACUAGAGUUUGAACUCCCCCUACUGUUUGCUAGAGUAUUUGCAAAGAUUACAAAAGAUAGAUUGGAAUGUCGUUGUCCCUCAAAUAAACAGAUUUCUACAUAUUUCGAUAAGCAUUAAAUGUGGUAAGCACUAAUUCCUUAUUCAACAUUCACUGUAUUAAGCAACAUGUAAAUCAUUUCUAAGCAAACAGGAUGUCAGGAAAAUGAGAAUUUUACCUUAAACCAAGGAUUUAAACAAGGAAAAGCAUAAAAACAAAUUCCAUUUCAUCUGUCUUAUUAAAGAGGAAGACAAAAAUAAUAUUGUCACCCUAAAACUGUGAUUGUCAAUAUAUGUACUCAGGGGUCUUCCAGAUAAUCCUCAAGUUGAUCUCUUUGAAUAAAAUGGACUCCAUUUGUCCAAAAUGGUUGAGAAAUAGUCCGUUGCAGUUACUUGAAGAGUUUCGCUGACAGUCUUACGAAAUGCGUGCCAUAGCCAAUACCCUUGAAAUUGUUGACUAGAAUAAAAUAUUGUUGCUACUAAUGCUAUACUUACGAUCAUUUGAAAGUCAUUAAUUCAGAAAGCAGAUCAGUAUCAUCCUACCUGUAUUGUUAAAAUUAAAUGAAUAGAUCAACAUUAUAAAAUGUCAUGAAAAUACAAGAUGAUUUUAUUCAUAACUUGAUUACCUUUUACAGAUAUGAAGGAAACUAGGUUCAAUGUGAUCUAACACUAGGGAGCAUACUGGAAGUUCAUCAUUAGGAUAAAUACCGGAUGGCCUCUUGUUAGAAAGGUACAAAGAGGAGAAUGUAGCUAGCUGACUGUUUUGGACAAAUGAAGGUUACUAUAUUCAUGUUUAUAACAUGAAAAUGGCCUUAUUUUUGUUCCUGGCAUGAGUCAAUAAUGAGUUAAGUACUUUACUGGAAUUUCAUCAAAACCUUAUUCCUCCUGUUCAUUCUAAGAAUUCAGGAGGGCAAUAUAGUAGUAACUUGUCUAUUGACACUUUUGCCUUACCAAAAUGGUCUGUGAGCCCACAAAGAUUAAGAAUUACUGUUACUAUAAGUAUGAAGGUUUGCUUGGUUUUAAAAAAAGAAAUGAAAAAUAUUGACACAGUAUUAUGCUAUCUUGUUGGACUGUUUCCAUUUAAACGACAUAGAAGUAGCAUAACUGAUGUCUCUUGAAAGAGGGUGGUUUGCUCAUUCAUCAAUAUCUAAUCUAGGAAAUUGACCACAAUCCUUAUUUCAAAGCUUUUUUGAGGACUCUGGUGUAGCUUAAAGCUAAUUUAAAAAGGAGUGCAUAAAAGCAUGUUGUUAAUUAUAACAAAGCACAAGUACCUAUAACAAGACAAAUAUUUAUUGAAUUAUCACAUGUAAGACCCUCUGCUAGGCACUGUAAAAUAUUAGUAAUGGCUUUUGUUUACAUAUAUAUCUAAGACAUUCAAAACAAGGAAAAAUGCUUAAUGAGUGAAAAUGACACACACAUCACCCUUCACUCUAGAUUUAGUGUUCAAUAUGGUUAGUAUUUUUCCUUAGGUAAUGUCCAUGUCUCGGGCCAUGCUGGCAGGCUUUGGCUAUAUGGCUCCUCUACCCUCAGGCAGGUGGCAGUGGUCAUAGUGGCAAGUAACACCUCUCAAUUUUUUUUUUAACCUCCUCUAACUCCCCGUAUAUCCUUCUCCUUUAUGAUGAUGUUCAGUGCCUGGUCUCUGUCUACUCUGCUCUCUUACCAACAAUUAAUCUUGUCUGCUUCCCUCAGAACCACCUUCUGCUAAACAUGCCUACAUUUUUAAUAAGAAAAAAAAGUGGUGAAUACCUAUAUGUCUUUCCUAUUGGAGUCAAAGUGUCAUUUAGAGUGUGAACAGGUUGAUUUAAACAGAAUGUACUGGUCAAAGACAUGAGUGAAAAACAAAGAAAAGCUGUGGAGGACAUGCCAAAAAAAAAAAAAAAAUAGACGUUUUCUGUAAAAAUGUCAAUUCCUACCUUAGAUUUAGUCCUACCCAGUACUAUACCCCUUCACCAAUCUUCCCCUCAUGCCUUUGUCCACGUGCUAGCCUACAAGACAGCGAGGGAGGCCUGCAUCUUUCAAAACUUACAGAAAGAAGAGCCUAUUCUUAGGCUGAAUCAAGGUUUGAACAGAUUUGCAAGAAUCAGGCUUCCCAAAUGAUCCAGGGUCUCACUAUUUGUAAAAAUAUUACCAAAUUCAAAUAUGUUUCUUGUUCUAUUUCCACUCGAAGCUGAGGGCAUUGAAAGGAGAGCAGUCCAUGAACAAAUCUGUGAGGAGUCACGUCAGUGAUCUUUCCUGGGUCUAAUUAAGAUGUGAGAACUGAAACUUCUGCCUGUCUCUUCUGGUCCUGCCCUCAGGUGGUUGGGAGUGCAGGGCAGGAUUUCAGGCGUCUGAAACUGGAGUGUGGGCCCAGCAGACAUGACUCUUUAUAAAAAGGAUGUUUUCCAGUGUGAUAUAGUUCUGUAUCUGGCAGGGAAACUGAAAAAUGGUUAUGUCUACAUUAUGAAAUGAGUAAAACAAAUGCUAAAUGGAUAGAGUUAAUUUUGUAGUUUUAUGUUUUCGGGCCUCUACCAAGGCAGAUCUUAAAAUGGCAGUUAUAUGAAGACAUUUAGGUUGUGAGAGUCAUGUUUCCAGUGAUCGAAAACCUCUAGUCUAUUUAAACUAUCACUGGGUGUCAGUCUUGUGUUUUGUAGAUUUUUUUUUCAAACAAUAGUUUCUAGAUUACCUACUUUGAACCCUCAGUGAGCUUUUCCCAACUAUUUUUCAGGACUCUAUUUAUGUUUAUUUUUUCAAAGGAAACAUUGAGAUUUCCUUUCUGAUACUUUUUCCUGCCUAUUUCUAGUACAAAGAUUUGAAGUGAUCAGUAUCUGUUAUUGUAAAAUAUAACUUUAUUAAAUUUGCAAUGUCUUUCUAUAAAUUAUAAUCCCCUAAAUAUGUUUUUUGGUUAAUUUAAUUACCUGAGUAUUUAUUAAUAUUUUAAGUAAGGAGGCAGCUGUCUAAGAAGUUUUUGUUAAUAUUACUUUGUAAAUUGUGUAAUGUAAUUUAUUUUAAAUUAUGUACAUUUCUUUUUUAACGCACAAAAUGUCUAUGUACAAUUAACUACAGAUUUGCAAAUAAUGUCACUAAGCUUUAUUCAGUUAAUAUAGAUGGCAUGUGAAGAUGUAAUAUGCUUUUUUACAUUUUCAUAUGGGUUAUUUGUAAAUAACUAUGUUGGUGAUGAACAUAAACACGGAAAUCAUUUUCAUUCUA
This is a messenger RNA of Balaenoptera acutorostrata (minke whale), 10693 nucleotides long. RefSeq names its product thrombospondin type 1 domain containing 7A (gene THSD7A). The coding region runs from base 462 to 5408 and encodes 1648 amino acids. Lineage: Eukaryota; Metazoa; Chordata; Mammalia; Artiodactyla; Balaenopteridae. Gene Ontology annotation, biological process: actin cytoskeleton organization. Gene Ontology annotation, cellular component: plasma membrane. The transcript is spliced from 28 exons. The record is from RefSeq and is a predicted model, not a curated record.